GCAGACUUCCGUUGCUGUCAAGGGCAUCGAAAAGUGUCGUUAGCCGAGCCUACUAGUAGCUGCCCACACGUGUAUUUACACAAGAUCAAAACAGCUAGACUUUCGGUAGCGACUCCGUUGGAAAUGGACGGGUUCGGCGCAGACUUCCCAGCGGGUGCAUCGGGUGGUAAAGUGGACGCCGGCACCAUCAUGGAGCAGGUCAAGGUCCAGAUAGCAGUGGCUAACGCGCAGGAGCUGCUGCAGAGGAUGACAGACAAGUGCUUCAAGAAGUGCAUAGGUAAACCUGGGAGCACGCUGGACAACUCUGAGCAGAAAUGUAUUGCCAUGUGCAUGGACCGGUAUAUGGAUGCCUGGAACACUGUGUCUCGAACGUACAACUCUAGAUUACAGAGGGAAAGAGCUCGUAUGUGAACAUCUCUCCCCUCAAACGUCCUUUCCCUUCGUCGGACUGCUGCUUGCAGUGAGGAGGAGUACGUUGUUUCCACCGGCGGCCAGGAGCUGUGCUCAGACGUCUCAUGGCAGCAGCACAACAACAUCGUCAAACCAAUAUCUCACGGACAGUCGGAGACUGUGGACUCGAGCCAUAACAAAAGUCUCUGCGGACAUUUUCAUUUUGCUCGAGGAACAGUUAUGUGUUUUUAUGUUAUGACUAAUUAAUCUUCUGGUCUACAUGUAGUCACACAUUUUAAAAAGCUGCCGUUUACACUUGCUUGUUUAAAGACAUGUAGGUCACAAUAAUUAAAAGCCGUAACCUGUUGAGCACACGUGCGAUUUAGUGCUUGUGAUCUGUCCAAGGAAAUUGAGUUAAUUAUUGCAGUCUUUUUUUCUUAAUAGUAUGGCUUCAAUAGAAACACUGAAACCUCUCUGCCUUCAAACUAAGGUUGAAUAUUUCUUUUAAGAGACUGUGCAUAUACCUGUAAUAACGGGUUGCUGUCACACCAAUUCAUCCAUAAAAUACUUACCGCAUGUUUGCGCUACCAAUUCUUUUCAUUGUGUUUAUGCUCCGCAGAAUUAAAUUAUUAUUUAAACAUUAAAGCUGCACAACCUGAGCCCUCAAGGGGCAAAAACCGGCAGAACUUAAACACGCUUUUAAACUAAAUUCAAAACGAAGGACCAACUUUGUGUUUUCAUACGGGUGAAGCUGACAUUCACGAGCCUUCGAACAGCCAUAUCAAAGUACACCUGGAGAACAAAACAGUUUUGUCUGAUCUGUUUUCUAGUCACUCUAUCUGCUGCCUGCCACAGUGGUGGGCUUGUUUCAGCAGGGUCUGCCUGGCUGUACAAAGGGUACUGAACCUUUCUCAUCCGUAUGUGCACACCUCGUCAGAUGUCUGGCAACCACACUCUACUCCCCCCCCCCCAACCCCACUUUCCUGUGGAAAUAAUGUAGAUAAGUAACCGCAGGAAAAGCUUGUGAACAGUAUCAGCAGUUUGUCAGCAAAUGGAAUCUUUUUUAUGGAAAAAAAAGAGUCCUCUGUUGUGUCUCGUCAAGAGUAUGUCAAUCAAACAUCACCAUGGGUUUGUCAAAAUAAAGUGAAAAUUCUAUUAAA
Messenger RNA from Gasterosteus aculeatus aculeatus (three-spined stickleback), 1550 nucleotides. It is a transcript of the gene timm13, whose product is annotated as translocase of inner mitochondrial membrane 13 homolog (yeast). The record is from RefSeq and is a predicted model, not a curated record. NCBI's taxonomy places the organism in Eukaryota, Metazoa, Chordata, Actinopteri, Perciformes, Gasterosteidae.